UUGAGUUCAGAGUUUCACACCAAAAUCCCAAUUUCAAUUCCCCUUCUUCUCUCUAGGGUUUUCGCCGACUCCGACGCCUCCUUCUCACUCCGUCUCCGCCUUCCAUCUGCCGAGCACUCUCGCCGGAAUCUUGCCAAGGUACAUCCCUCUCUCAAUCCCCGCCUCCGUCUCUAUAGUUCGUUCCGCCAUGAAUGACCAUAAAAUUGCUGCAAUUGAAUUGAAAUCUGAGGCAGGAUUGGAUUAUUUCCCUCAAGAAAUCAUCUCCAAUAUCCUAAUUAGAUUACCUAUUAAGUCUUUGAUCAAAUGCACCUCCGUCUGCAAGUCUUGGAAAUCUUUGAUCCAAAACCCUAGCUUUAUUGAUGCACAUCUUAGCCACACAGUCAGUUGUAAUAACCAGAAUGGCACUCACCUCCUACUAGUCCACAGUGUUUGUAGUAAAAGAUUUUGUAGCUUAUUCAACAGAGAUUUCGUUAGAGGUGAAAAGGAAGACCUUUACUCUUUGUAUUAUGAUAACCAUGGAUUUGAUGAGUACUGCAAGAUUGAAUUGCCUAGUGAUCUUGAGGAAAUUAUGCUCAGUUCGUGUUUCCGUGUGGUCGGUACUUGUAAUGGACUAGUAUGCCUUGUGGAUGGAUUAGGGUGUCAUGGUUGCAACUUGAUCAUAUGGAAUCCUUGUGUAAGAAAGUUUGUAAAACUUCCUGAAUCUGCUGUGCUGCGCGGUGGGUGUGAAGCCUCUGUUGGCUUUGGUUAUGAUGCCACAAGCAAUGACUAUAAGGUUGUGAGACUUGUCACACUUUCGGAUCAAUAUCAGAAUUUCCAUGAGUGGCCAACUCUAUUUCAGGUUUAUUCACUGGCCACAGGCUCGUGGAGCAGGCUUCGUUCUGAUCUUCCUCCGUGUCAAAUGUUUUCCUCCCCAGCCCAGGCUUUUGUAAAUGGGGCACUUCACUGGUCUGCAAUCCGCCAGAAAAAUGAGGCUUUCAACUAUUUUGUUCUGGUUUUUGAUGUGGGCAGUGAGUUGUUUCGAGAGAUAAUGUUUCCCAAGAGUCUGAAAUGGGAUCCGUCGUUGGCAUUGCGAAUAUCUGUUUCUGGAGAUGGGAAAUCCAUUGCUGUCUUCACUGAUUGGCGCAAGAGUCAUACCGAUUAUUUUCUUGAUAUAUGGGUACUGAAAGAGUACUGCAUGGAGAAUUCGUGGACCAAAUUGAUGAUUCUCAGUGCAGAAGUUCCACAACGAAAUUUACCCAAGGCAAUGUGUUUCAGGAAGAUAGGUGAAGUGUUGGUACUUGAAGAUACCUAUGAACUAGUUUCACUUGACAUUAUGAGCAGAAAAGUUAAAACUCUUGGGGUUUAUGGAGUUUAGUAGUUGGUUCUGUACUUAGCUUCUGGUUGUUUUGUUGUCAAGUUAAUGUUGGUAAUGUUUCUCUCUUUCUCUUUUUUCUCAUUUUCUUGUCUUAAAUUAUUGCCUUUCCUGCUUGUGAUGUCUCAUAAGACAAGUUCCUUACCAAAUUUUACUCAGCUUUGGUGUAAAGUUAAUUUGGAAAACAAGAAGUCUAAAACAAAAUAAUAAGUUUCAUUCACUGAUGAUUGAUGUUUGGAAAACAAGGCUUUAGAAACAAAAUAGUAAUAAACAAAGAUAUAUUGCUCCUUGUAUACGCUGGUGUGACCUUAAACAGGGGACUGUGCAACUCUUUCUGCUAGUAUGCUAGUGCGAUUGUGUAAUUGAUAUAACAUGUUUUAAUUAGCUGUUGUAAUAGAAGCAUAGACCUGUUCACUACUUCAUACAAUUGAUGCUAGUUAAGCUACUUUCCAAUUUAGAUUUAUUUAUACAAUAGUUCCUUUUCACUUUAGAUUUCUUUAUGCGAAGAAUGAAGAGGAAGUUGCAUGCACAACCCGGAGAUGGUAAUAGGAACAUUUUUCAUGACUACUGAUAUCAACUAAUAAUACUUUACAUUGACUGACAUAUUGGGUUUUUUUAUUUUAUUUGUUUAACCUUUUCUUCUGUUAUAAAUGUUUAACAUACUAACAUGCUUUGUUAAAGUUAUGAGACAAAUGACUGGUAGAUAGUUGAAACAUAAACAAAGUAGAUCAUUAUAUGAUGUUAUGAUGUAAAAUGGGGGAUGAUGCCAUAUACAGAUUACAUUCUGUGCUGCUACUCAGGUGUACUUCUGACAUAAAUUAUCAUGUUCUUAGCAGUUUGAUUGCUUCUUUUUUUUAGAUGAAUAGGCAUCAUAACAUAACCUGGUAUAUGAACUGAUAAAGGGAUACCUCAAAAACUACCAAUGUGGGAACUGGAAGCAGGACAAACUAAUUAUUGUAACUUGUAACUCUCUAAUGCAAUAUUGGAAACAGGAAAUAUAUGUUUUGUUUUGUAAUAUUUAGAAUGCAUCUCCAUGGUUUUAUUGUUGUUGAAGUAUCUCCACGUCACAUGCCUUGGAAAUCUUUAGGAAAUUUCCAGGAAUUCAUUUUACUUGACCUUGUGAACAAACAGUUCAAAAUUCUUGGGAGUUGUUUGGAGGUCAGGUAUGCUCUGUUGACUCUUAUUAAGAGAGCAUUGUACGUCUUGCAGAACAAAAAACAUGCAGCUUGUUACUGAGGGCAAGAAUAGGUAUGGUCAUAUGCAUAGCACUUGCUAUCUCUGUUUUAUGUUCUCUUCUAGAGUUCUGGUUCAAAUGCAGAUGCGGUUAAUUUAUGUGACUUUAUUACCAUUCCAUUUUAGCACAGCCACAGAGUUUGAUAUUAUUUAUGCUGAUUGCUUUAGUACCUUGUUUGCCUUGCAAGUAGUUUGUUCUUUGCAUGCUCGGUGUUUUUCUGUCAACUAGCUGUUAGUAUUAUAUUACAAGAUUUCCUGUAUUAGUGAUUUUCUUUCUUGCCUUUAUAAUUAACAACGUUACGAGGGAAAUUUUAUCUAAGAAAGCAAAAACGAAAAGAACAAUAAGAGACGGUGGAGGGUGGGGGGAAACCCUGAAGCGAAAAAUCCUGAAUGAAUCAAUAAAAAGAAACUGGCGAAAAGCCAAAUGGGGAAAAAACAUUCAUGGAAAUUUCUCAAAAUUUUCCUAUAACUCUUGAUGCUACUAUAGUUCAAUUAAAUAUGUUUUUAUUUUCUGUUGCAGUGGAAGUACAGAACUGUACAGUAGAUCAUGAAAUGGAAAAUUUUCAAAUUUUGCGUUGAUUUAUACAAUAGAGUUAUCCAAUUAAACCUUCUUGAUGCGAAGCAUGAAGCAGAAGUUUAAUUUGCAUUCCCACAGAAGUAAUAGUGAAAUUUUUUUAACUACUGAUGUCAACUAUAUAAUAGUUUGUACUGACUAAAAUAGUGCUUUUCCUUCUUUCUUUUCUUUGUUUGAUUAACUUCAUCCUUCGCUUGCUUUUUGUGACGUGAUUGCUAAAUUUUGACAUUGCAACAAAGUGUUUUUUUUAAAUGCUCAUUUAGUUUCAUAGCCAAGUGCUGCAUAUUCAGGAUGUGGCAUGAUGGUAAUUUCAUCCUUUCCCAAGCAGGUUAAUUUUUUUUUUUUUUUUUGGUGAACUCCCAAGCAGGUUAAAUUGAUCACAUUAUGUGCCAGUUUAUGAUGGCUAAUUAAUUGCUACUUUAAAUAUUAUUAUGGCCACAAAGCUUCAUUUCUUAUUUUCAAUUUCAAUAGCCAUCAUCCUAAUAUAAGCUGAUGAAAUAUGGGAAACUGAAAUUAUGACAAAGUAAGGGCUAUAACUUAUAAAUCUAACUUCAUGCAGAAGUCUUUAUUUAUUAAUAUUUAGACUACUUCCAUGUUGCAUUACAUGCCUCUAAUAUCUAGCAGUAUUGGCUUUUUA
Molecule: messenger RNA, 3795 nt
Organism: Rosa rugosa (rugosa rose)
Lineage: Eukaryota; Viridiplantae; Streptophyta; Magnoliopsida; Rosales; Rosaceae
Product: F-box protein CPR1-like
Exons: 2
Coding region: 188-1354 (388 amino acids)
Molecular function (GO): protein binding
Source: RefSeq, a predicted model, not a curated record